Lotus japonicus is the source of this 1773-nucleotide messenger RNA. RefSeq lists its product as uncharacterized. NCBI's taxonomy places the organism in Eukaryota, Viridiplantae, Streptophyta, Magnoliopsida, Fabales, Fabaceae. Bases 1 to 1773 code for a protein of 590 amino acids. The record is from RefSeq and is a predicted model, not a curated record. The transcript has 2 exons.
AUGAGUCAAGAUUCUAGCAAGAAACUCACUCCUGAGAUGAAUGCUUACGGGGUAAAGGUAAUGGGUUUGAAAUCCAAAACCCCAAAAUCUUCAAGGGUUUCAAAAUCCUCUCCUCAUACCUCUGAAAUCGCAAUUGCUCAAGGUAUUCCUCAACCAUCGUCUGAUCCGUGCAAGAAGAAAGGGAAAAAGGCACGAUCCAAGUCAGAUGCGUCCAAAGCAAAGAAGAAGAUGGUAACGAGAAGCUCUGAGGCUACCCAGGGAGUAAAUUCCGAGGCUGAAAUCAACCCAAGUACAGGUGAUGAUGUUGCUGAUCUUCGUAUCACUGAAGUGUUGGAAACUCCUCUCAAGGAAGUUUUACAUGCAGAUGUAGAUCCAAUUGUUCCAUCACCAAGCAACAAUCAAUCAAGCCACGGUGUUGAUACUGAUUGCAACAAGGAUUCUGAUCAUCUUGAGGAAGAGGUAAUGGUUCCCAACUCUACUCCCUCUGUUGAUAAAGAUAUGCAUGUCGAGGGUGUUCAGGAUGUCAUGGAAAACUCAGAAUCUGAUGAGGUGUUGAUCAACACCCUUGGUGCUUCUGCUUCUGUUGCUUCAAAGAGGCAAAAGAUGACUAUUGUUCGUAAGUACUCUACGCGUUCCUCUGGCAAGAAGUUAGGUUUGGGUUUGAGUGAGAACAAGAAGCGCAAGAAGGUCAUUAUUCUUGAUGAUGAUACUCCUGUUGUUCAGAAUGUCAAGAGAAAGGUUCACAAAGAUAAUGCUACUCCUGUUGUUGAUGCGACUCCAACUGUGGAGUUGGAUAAGUCAGACACUGGUUCUGCUGCUCGAAAGCGCAAGAUUGGGAAACGAAUUCCAGAAAAUGUGCCUGCUGCUCCUUUGGAUAACAUUUCCUUUCACUCUGAAGAAAGUGUUGGUAAGUGGAAGUAUGUUUAUCAGCGCAGGAUUGCUCAAGAGAGGGAAUUGACUGGUGAGAUUUUGCAUUGUCAAGAAAUUAUGGAACUUAUUGAGACUGCUGGGAAAGUUUUUGUGCGUGGUAGGUGUGUACAUUUUUCACCUGAGAUCAUUAAUCAGUAUUUGGGAAGGAGCACUAUUGCUACAGGAAAUGAAGAGCUGUCCUUGAGUGUUAUCACUAAUGAACUCACGGCUGGUCAGGUUAUGGAAUGGCUUGUCAAAGGCUUGUUGUCUUCUACUCAUUUGAGUGUAAAGUAUGCUAUCUUGAAUCACAUUGGUGCUGCAAAUUGGGCUCCUACCACCCACAACUCAGAUAUUUCUUCAGGUUUGGCAAAAUUAAUUUAUCUGAUUGGUACUAAGGCUCAGUUUGAUUUUGGUGAAUAUGUCUUUGCUCAAACUAUGAAGCAUGCUGACACCUUUGCUGUCAAGCUCCCUAUUGGGUUUCCGUGUUUACUUUGUGGGAUUAUCUUGAGUCAACAUCCUCAAAUUCUCCUUGUUGAUGAGGUUCCUAGCAAGAAGGCUAGUCUUCUCACUAUUGAUUACAGGCUGCUAGCUGGUGCCCAUGUUUCUGAUGUUGCUGGUUUGGCUGAGAUGACUCAGGGGGAGGGUACUUCCUCUCAGAAGACUCCUGAGACUCCUAUUGCUGCGCUUAUUGCGGUGUCUGAGAUGCUUCAGGACACAAUUACUAGUUGUACAUUGAGGAAGAAGAAUAUGGACACUCUCAUUCUGCAGUUGACUAAAGGCAAGAGGCCUCUUGACGACAAUGCUGCUGCUAAUGAUCAAGAUGAUGCUGGUACUUCUGAUGAUGACACUAAUGCUAGUGAUUAG